Hordeum vulgare subsp. vulgare (domesticated barley) is the source of this 1745-nucleotide messenger RNA. RefSeq names its product BTB/POZ and MATH domain-containing protein 1-like. Lineage: Eukaryota; Viridiplantae; Streptophyta; Magnoliopsida; Poales; Poaceae. The record is from RefSeq and is a predicted model, not a curated record. The coding region runs from base 257 to 1318 and encodes 353 amino acids. Gene Ontology annotation, biological process: protein ubiquitination. Gene Ontology annotation, molecular function: protein binding. The transcript has a single exon.
CGUCUUCACUGCUAGUCCAGUUUGGGCCCCUGUCUCUUUUUUCUCCACAUUCUCUCGAAAAAUCACCGGUGUUUCAUCUCCCUGUUCGUUCCCCUUCUUCCUUCUCCCAUACCCCAAGCGUGCCCUAAACCCUAGCAGAUCAGUAGCAUCUACAGAGCAUUCACCGGCCAAUCUGUGCUAGGGACGGCGGCGGAGAGUUCUUGAAGCAAGGCGGAGGAGAGUUCUCAACUCCCCAUUCCCCCGGAGUAGGUCUACCAUGUCGGCCGCCGCCGGCAAGCCGUCCCGAUCUGCCUCCGCCAUCGUUGCCUCCACGGCGAGAGGGUACCACCUCCUCAAGAUCGAUGGCUACUCCCACACCAAAGGCGUUCCCAACGGAGACAGGAUAAAGUCCCACUCUUUCACCCUUGGGGAACAUCGAUGGCACAUCGAUUACCAUCCCAACGGCUGCAAACCAGAGUACGCGGACUCCAUAUCCCUGUUCCUUGUUCUUGAUAGCAAUGUCACCACGGCGGUGAAGGCGCAACACAAAUUCAGCUUCGCGGAUGAGGUAACGGACCAAUCUCCUUCCCUGGUAUCAACAACAGUACAGAACUAUAGUUCUCACAAAGGCUGGGGAAACGCAACAUUCAUCAAGAGGGCAGACCUGGAGAAGUCAGAGCAUCUGAAGGACGAUUCUUUCACCAUCAGGUGUGAUAUCCUUGUCAUCAGCGACUACCGCGCAGAGGAUUUGCCGGAGGACAUCCAUCCAACAUUUGUCUCUGUCACCCCAUCUGACCUGCACCGGCACCUCGGCCAUCUCCUCAAGACGGAGAAGGGCGCCGACGUAGUCUUCGAGGUUGGUGGUCACACGUUCGCAGCACACCGCUGUGUGCUCGCUGCCCGGUCGCCAGUCUUCAGUGCGGAGCUCUUUGGUGGUAUGAAGGAGGGCGACACCGCAGGUGUGGUGCGCAUAGACGAAAUGGAGGCAGAGGUGUUCAAGUCGUUGCUCUGUUUUGCAUAUACCGACUCCUUACCAGAAGAUGAAGAUGAAGAUGUCAUGUGCCAACAUCUGCUUGUUGCGUCGGACAGGUAUAACAUGGAGAGGCUGAAGAGUAUUUGCGAAGAAAGGCUAUGCAAGUUCAUCAACGCCGGCACAAUAACGACCAUCCUGACAUUAGCUGAGCAGCACCACUGUGACGGCCUGAAGAAGGCGUGCUUAAGUUUUCUUGGGUCCCCGGCAAAUCUUAGAGCUUUGUUGGACAGCGACGCCUUCGAUCAUCUGAGCAGGAGCUGCCCUUCGGUUAUUAAGAAUCUGAUUGCCAUGUCGGCCCUCGUUUAGUGCUGACUUUUUCCUUCAGCAAAUAUAGCUCCAGGGUUUGAAAUGGUUUUCUUGUACUAGUAAUGGUGCUUAGCUCCCUGGUUUGGUUUCAAGACUUGUUAUCGGCUAGCUAUCCUGGAUUCUUAGCAAAGGACUAUCAGACUUCCUAUCCUAACUUUCGAAGAUGGAAAGUACUAUUAUCGCACUGUCAGUUUGUUUUUGUUUUGGUGUUCCCAACGCAUGUCUGCAUCCUUAAGUUUAUCAAGGAAGUACUUAGGCCACUUGGCUAUCGGAUAGCUGUUCAUGAAUUCUAUAGCUCUGUAAUUGGAUAGUAGCUAUCUUAGUACAAGAAGGCUUCUUUCCAAAGAACAUGGAGCAGUGCAUCUCUGAUUAGGAGCAGCCCCUCUAUCACGAGGAGUUAUUUGCCACACAUCUAUUCCGAAAUUAU